Messenger RNA from Helianthus annuus (common sunflower), 1890 nucleotides. Its product is annotated as laccase-17-like. Gene Ontology annotation, molecular function: copper ion binding; oxidoreductase activity. The record is from RefSeq and is a predicted model, not a curated record. The coding region runs from base 131 to 637 and encodes 168 amino acids. The transcript has 5 exons. NCBI's taxonomy places the organism in Eukaryota, Viridiplantae, Streptophyta, Magnoliopsida, Asterales, Asteraceae.
GCUUCUUGCAAGUGAGAUCGAGAUGGGUGGUUUUCUGAGAAUACUAGUUGCGACAACUUUACUUCUUCUUUCGGUGUAUUCUGUUGCUGGCACCACCAGGAGCUAGGAGUUUAAUAUCCAGCUGCAAAAUAUGACAAGACUUUGCCACACGAGGAGCAUGGUGACAGUGAACGAGAAAUUUCCAGGUCCACGUAUUGUAGCUAGGGAGGGUGACCGCUUGCUUAUCAAAGUUAACAACCAGGUCUCCAAUAAUAUUACAAUCCAUUGGCAUGGUAUUCGUCAGCUACGGAGUGGAUGGGCAGACGGGCCCGCUUACAUAACACAAUGCCCCAUUCAAACGGGACAGAGUUAUGUGUACAACUAUACGGUGGUUGGACAAAGAGGAACUUUGUUUUGGCAUGCACAUAUAUCAUGGCUACGAGCGAGUCUCUAUGGCCCUCUUGUCAUUCUCCCAAAGCUUAAUGUCCCAUACCCUUUUUCAAAGCCCUAUAAAGAAGUUCCCAUCAUCUUUGGGGAGUGGUUUAAUACUGAUCCAGAAGCCAUAAUUGCCCAAGCAACACAAACUGGUGGAGGUCCAAAUGUGUCUAAUGCCUAUACCUUUAAACGGACAUUUGCUGGUCUUCAAGAGAUGCUCUGAUAUAGGUGUUCAAGAUUCACUAUCUUUGGGACGAAUUGAAUCUGGUUCAAACUUCUAUUUAUUUCUUGAUCACUUGAUCAUGUUUUGGCUUUUGAAUAUCAUUUAUUUGUUCUAUUGUAGGUCCAACAAGAUGUUAUCCAAGACAGAUCAAGACUUAAAAUCCCAGAUUUCGCUAUAUCCAACAGGAGACUGUUAGUGUACUUUUGUAUGUCCAUAGUUAUAAAUCUAAAUGUACAUAACGUGUAACAGACUUAAGUAAGUAAGUGUUCCAGACAGAGUUUUCACUAGGGUUUGGCCCAGAGGUUUCGGUAGGUUUCGUGAAGUUGAAGUUGUAGAUGUAUCACACAUCAUUAUGAUUGAUGUAUGAUAUGAUGAUUUCUUGAAGCUUUUCAAAACCUACAGAGGGCAUGGCAAUGAUGACAUUAUAUAGAUGGACGCAUGUAUGGAGUAAUGCGCAUGGAAGUGGAAACGUAGGAGUCCUACGUAAGAGUAAAAAGCACAGAACUCAUGCACAUCAGACACUCCUACGUGGAUUCUUAAACUCUAUAUAUAUGGUCAUACGCUAAGAACUUCUUAUAAUUUCCGAAACCGAUAUAUAUGGUCAUACGCUAAGAACUUCUUAUAAUCAAAUGGUGUUUAUAGUCCUUAUUUCCCGAUCAGCCCCUUACAUUGGUUUAACUAUACUGGGACUCCUCCAAAUAAUACCUUUGUGAGCAAUGGCACAAAACUUAUGGUUCUUCCAUUUAAUACUAGUGUUGAGUUAGUGUUGCAAGAUACCAGCAUUCUUGGCGUUGAAAGCCACCCUCUUCAUCUCCAUGGCUUCAACUUCUUUGUUGUUGGUCAAGGGUUUGGAAACUAUGACCCUAACAAGGACCCAAAGAACUUCAACCUUGUGGACCCUAUUGAAAGAAACACGGUUGGGGUCCCUACCGGCGGGUGGGUUGCUUUAUGAUUUCUUGCUGAUAACCCAGGGGUAUGGUUCAUGCAUUGCCAUUUAGAAGUUCAUACAAGUUGGGGUUUGAAGAUGGCUUGGCUAGUCUUGGAUGGAAAACUUCCAAACCAAAAGCUUUUACCUCCACCGGCUGAUCUUCCAAAGUGCUAAACUUUCUUUUCGGCGGCUUCACUUCAAUUCUUUUUUUAUUUUUUUUAUUUUAGCAUUCAAUUUUAUCGGAUACGUAUUGACUAGCAACGAGAAGAAGGCUUUUGCUGUUGUUAAAUUGUUAUAAAUAUAUCAUGAAACAUCCUUAAUAAAA